Macrosiphum euphorbiae (potato aphid) is the source of this 1218-nucleotide messenger RNA. NCBI's taxonomy places the organism in Eukaryota, Metazoa, Arthropoda, Insecta, Hemiptera, Aphididae. The record is from the annotation of a GenBank genome assembly.
AUGGCCAAUUUGUCGAAUGAAGAGCUAUUGAUGAUAGCAGUACUUUUAGAUGAAGAAGAAGAAGAAUUAAAAAUAAAAAGACGAACAAGGAAUGUUUGGGUACAUCCAGCUUGGCAGAAACGUACUUUUGAAGGCGAAUUCGUCACAUUAUACAAAGAGCUUGUCGAUGAUGAAUCCAAAUUUUAUCAAUACUUUAGAAUGACCAUGUACAGCUUUAACAAACUACUGAAUACUAUUGAAAGUGAAAUUCAACGACAAGAUACACGCUUCCGGAAAUGCAUAUCACCCAGACAUCGUUUAGCUGUUACAUUGAGAUAUUUGGCCACUGGAGACUCCCUAAAAACCAUUUCGUUUAGUUAUCGUCUGGGUCAUUCAACUGUUUAUACGAUUGUUAUCGAUACAUGUAGAGCACUUAUAAAAAAGUUGAUGUCUGAAGUUAUGCCAGUGCCCACAGAAAACAAGUGGAGGGAAAUUGCUGAAGAUUUCUGGGCACAUUGGAAUUUUCCGAACUGUAUUGGAGCCUUGGAUGGCAAACAUAUAGUUAUACAAGCUCCGCCCAAUAGCGGAUCAUUAUAUUUUAACUAUAAGAAAACCUUUUCCAUUGUGCUCUUGGCUCUCGUUGAUGCCCACUAUAAUUUUAUUGCUAUAGAUGUAGGUGCGUAUGGCAAAAAUAGCGAUGGUGGAAUACUUAUAAACUCAAAGUUAGGUAAAAUGCUUGAAACAAACAAUAUGAAUGUACCAUCCAGCUCUACACUUCCAGGAACAUCAUAUACUGCGCCAUUUGUAAUAUUAGGUGAUGAAGCAUUUCCUCUUAAAAGCUACUUACUCCGACCCUAUCCCGGAAAACAAUUGGAUUGUGAAAAAAAGAGGAUUUAUAAUUAUCGACAUUGCCGCACGAGAAGAGUUGUUGAAAAUGCGUUUGGGAUUUUAACUCAAAAAUUUCGAAUAUUUAAUAGGAGAAUACAAGCUAACCCAGAAAACGCCGAUCUUAUUGUGCUAGCAUCAUGUGUCUUACAUAACUUUAUAAAAAUAUACGAUUGUAAAUCUUCUUAUAGUAGGAACGUUACUGAAUGUACACAGUUAAAUGAAACUACGCUAAAUACUAUACAAUUUCAAGGCGGAAAUGCGAGUCAAGAAGCAUUUCAUGUAAGGGAGCUUUUUACAGAUUUUUUCAAUUCACCUAGUGGAACAGUUUCGUGGCAAAAUGAGUACAUUUAA